This is a messenger RNA of Solenopsis invicta (red fire ant), 10073 nucleotides long. RefSeq lists its product as uncharacterized. The record is from RefSeq and is a predicted model, not a curated record. The coding region runs from base 178 to 519 and encodes 113 amino acids. Lineage: Eukaryota; Metazoa; Arthropoda; Insecta; Hymenoptera; Formicidae. The transcript has 4 exons.
GUCACGCUGGACCAAAGAACGGAAUCAAGAAACUACGUGUCAUCUAAUAACAUCAUGAAAACAAAAACACAUACGUGCGUACCAGGUACUGGCGGUAAUUUCAUAAUUCCAUCUGUGUAGAACUUCUGUGGUUUAUCAGCAAAAAACUUUUUCAAGUGAUUUUCGGCAGCUCGGCCAAUGUUUUUCCAUCAAGAGAGUUCUGCAAAGAUUGAAACAAAUGGUAGUCAGACGGUGCAAGAUCUACCUGGAGAAUCAAUCGAAGAGAUUGCUGAAUCUGUAGAUGAGUUGCGGGAGAAGCUUGCUAAUAUGAAAAAGCUCAUGAAAGAGCGAAGAGGUACGACACUGGGAGAGAUCAGUGCCCGGAAAAGAAAAGAAUCCUCCAACAUAAUAGACGAUAAUCUUUUAUCCUGGAUUUUUGGAUUGGCUCUCGCAGGGAUUCUGAUUGUUAGCGGCUACGCUUUCUACAACCUUUAUCAUGCAGUGCUGAAGAAAUUCCCAUCCCAUCAUACGGAAUUAUAAAGAGAAUGCGUGAGAGCGAGAAGCAGUAACAAUGAGGGAUGUCGACUGCAGCGAGGAAAAGCGAGCGACUGUCCAGGGCCGGCGCACUGGAGACUGCCGACGGAGAGAAAAAACAAGGCGAGGCAUGGCGACAAAUAAGCGCUACUCGGAAGAGGCUUGCAAGAGGCACCGAGGAUGGACAGGCUGGAACGGACAAACGGCCAGGACAAAGGCCGUUGGAUGCUGGUUGGCCAUCCGUAAGGAUAACGACGGAGGAUCAUCGCUUCAAGAGUAUGCAGCAGCCGUCCGCGAAGAUGGCGAGAGCGGCGAGAAUGUCGAAUGCCGACGGGGACCGCACGACACCGGCGGAGAACCGGCACUGCGCUGUCAUGACCUCACGACUAGAUAAAGGCGGCCGCUGAUUGGCCGCGCAGCUACGCGCGAAGAUAUCGCGCACCCUGUGAGAGGGGGAGUUGCGCCCAUUGAUCGCGCAUCGAGCGCGAUUCUCCCGGCUUUUGCGUGCGCCCCGGCUAACUGCGUGCGUGCAAGGAAAACGUAAGCGAGCAAUGUCAGCGAGAGAUACCGGCGAGUUGGUUAUCGGUGGCAGUGCCAGGUCGGACGAGUCCUACACGACGUCGGAUGACGUCGGACGAUGUCGAGGAAGACGUCGAUCCACGAGAUCAGGAUAGAUUCCGUGUCGUCGUCGAGAUGAUCUUACUGCCAGUUGUGUAAAGUCACGAGCUGCCCGUGACGAUUCGCUCGUGUUCUGAGGUGGAGCCAUUGGUGUUAGUGCGCGAGUGUGUCCGCCGCGUGGCGAUUGAACGUACUCUUUUUGGGUAAUUAUCGGGCAAUCCACUUUAAGCACCAGACGCUGUCGCGUCACCCAGCUGUCGGCUGCCGCGUUUUUUGUUAUCGGUUCCGCCGUGGAAAUUCACAGACGAUUGAUUUUCUGGGAAGCCGCAAAGCCCUCGCGCACGUGCGCGAGUCAUGCCGCAGUCGUGAUCGCACGACCGCCAGAUAUAUCGGUGCAUCGUUGGAUAGCGUUACGUUUAUAAUGUUUUUGGAUAAUUUUGAUUUUUGGUUGCAACGACUGCGUCGUUGGCGCGUACAUUUUCUUGCGUUUGUUGUGAAUGAAAGGAAGCUCAUUAGCGGAAGUUUGGCUAUCGUAUUUUCGCCGCGCCGUUCAGAACGCGCGCGAUUGUUUGUCGUGUGUCGCACGUGAUCCACUUCCGAAGUAUUCGCUUUUGCGUAGCCGUUGUGUAAAUGACUUUAAGUCGGCUUUUGCGUCCUUACUACCUUUUUGUUUGCUUCUACUCGGCGUAACUCUUUUUAUCUAUCAUUUCGGUGCAUUCAUUUUAUUCUUUUUUUUGUACGACAUUGCUUUUAUUAUACACUAUAAUAUAUGUUACUCUUGCUUGUUACAUUGGCCUAACUUCGCUUGAUUUCUUGCCUAACCCGUGUCUUUCCGUAGGAGAGCAGCUUUGUCCCUGUCUCCGCUACCCCGCUUCUCUACCGGUUAGAGGAGCUAGCUGGCCGCGUGCGAGCGACGAUUUCGUCGCGUUUUUGCCUGAUAAUCUAUCGCGGGGUAUGACUUAGUGUCUAGCGUUAGAGGUCGGAUUCGGUGACGCAACCGGUAUAAUCGCGUCUGGCGCCCAACUUCGUGAUUUAGCGCAAACUUAGAUAUCAGUGCUCUCGCGCGCGUUUUGGGUGUUAUUUUUUGCCCUUGUUUGAUCACGUAUUUUGCCGUAGCUCUCUGACGUCAGAAAAAUACGUGACAACGUAUAUAUAAGUAUACGUAUAUAUAAGUACAUCGUAUAUAAAUAUAUACAUAUGCAUGUACGUAUGCAGAUACAUUGAUUUUUUUUUAACAUAUUUAAUUUGACGUUAUUAAUCGCGAUUUGAUCGUGUAAAAUUAAUAAAAAAAAAAAGAAUAAACGAAUAUUAAUUCUAAUAGCAAACGUAGUUACAGCGUAUGCUUAGUCCUAUACUUUAACCGUAAUAAUAUACUAUAAAUAAGCUCCAAAAUGUAAAUACACGAUGCGGUGAAGAAUGCUCUCACUCGGCCUUUUGUUACUCAGUCUUGAUCGUGGCCUCGCUUCAUUAACAUCGAGAGUGAUCAGUGAGUUUGAAAAAAAUGAAUUCAGAACUCUGCAAUGGACUCGAGCUGAUGUAGGAUUAUCUGCACAGAGUUCUUUGUCUCCUCCCCGUCCAUACAUUAGACAGAAUUAUUGUUAUCGCAGAAUCCGUUCUUCACGGACAUCUUCCUUCUUAAGACGAUGUGUAUGCUGGCAAUCUGUUUAACAUCUUAAUCUUUCUCCCUUCAUUUAUUAUCCUGAUAUUUUCGGAUAUAUCCCGACGCAUCCUAGCAGAGAAUGUGAAAAAAUCCCAAUGCAUCCGGGUAGAAAAUGCGGAGGAAGAGGAGGAGAAAAUGGGGGAGGUGGAGGUGAAGGAGGAAGAAGUGAAGGAGAUGGAAAUGGAGGGGGUAGAGGUGGAGGAAAUGGAGGUGGAGGUGAUAGAGAUGGAAGAGGAGAAGUAAGGGGAGGAAGACAAUAAUCCAAUAUGUUUUCUAUCCUCCUCCCCCCGAAGACGGGGAACCCGCGGACGAGGAAGCCGCGAACGAAGACAAAGAAGCCACGGACGAGGAAGCCGCGGACGAGGAAGCCGCGGACGAGAAAGUCGCGGACGGGGAAGAUAAUAACAAUAGUGAUAGUGGUGGGUGCUGGCGGUGACGGGGGCGGUGGCAGUGGUGGUGGUGGCAAGCGGCAACAGUUAAGGGCAGCGGUGGCAAAAGACGGGUAAAUUUUGUUUUUAUUAUUUAUUAUUUAUUAUUAUUUCUCCUUUUUGCGCGGCGGCGGCGCGCGGCGGUGGCAUUAAACUCGCGCGCUUCCACGAAAUUCGCCGCGAAUAAUAAUAGGUCGGUUCAAAUCUGGACACCGGGGAUUCUUCUCCCUUUCCCCUUUCGCCUUCUCUCCCCCAACGGUGGUUACCUUAUCACGUGCAUAGGUAUGCCGCCGCCGAAAAAGCACCCCUGUUUUGAUAAACAUUGGUCAGUAAACUGCUCUUGUUUAUCAAAACUGAUAACGGUGCAAGCACGUGUGUGAGUCAUACCCCCGCAACCUACUCCCCCGCACCUACAGUUUCCCCAGCACACCUCACCCUCUGUCGUUGCUUCUGGGUUUGAACCGGCCUAUAUGUCCUACUAACGGUUUAUUCAAAGAAAGGCGGAGUACGCAAAUGUAUUUACAAGGCACGGCAAAGCCACUGACGCGCGGAUGGACGAAAUGAAUAUGAUGCGCAGACAGACAAACGGAUAAUGCGAAAAAUAAUAACGGACACUCGGACGGACGGAACAGAAUACGCGGGUACGGAACGGGAAACGAUCGCGGCUAUUUACAGGAACAAGUGAUUCCGAGACAUCUAGAACUAAUCCCCUUGAUCGCAAGGUCUACAGUUUACUAUCGAACGGGAAAAGAAACGUAGCCUCAAUUUUUUGGAUACUUUAAUUAGAGUCGAAAGCAACACCUUACAUAUUGACUGGUUCCAUAAAGACACCUUCUCAGGUAGAUAUAUCUUAUCAUACUAUUCACACCACCCAUUUAGUCAAAAAAUAGGAACCAUUUAUAGCAUGGUAAAUCGGGCGUUGUUACUAUCACAUCUAAUACCACAAAAAAAAUCUAGAAUUUUACAUCAACACUCUAAUUGAUAACAGCUACCCAAUAGAGUUGAUUUUUAACAAAAUUAACAUAAAAAUCAAAAAAUUGAUUAAUAAGAAAUUAUAUAAGAAAGUUCAAAACCUAAUCAACGUCGGACACGCUCGUGGAAAGAAAAAGUAUUUGGUCUUCCCGUACAUAAAAGACGUGUCUAAAAAAAUAUCUACAUCCCUGAAUAAAGAUAUAAUUAGGCUAGGUUUCAGAUGUUUAAAUAAACUAGAUAAGUUUGUUAAAGCACACAAGAAUAAGAACAUAAAAACAAAAUGUAACAACGUCAUCUAUAAAUUAAAUUGUAACAAUUGUAACGCCUUGUACGUAGGACAAACAAAAAGAAAACUAAAAACAAGAAUCAAAGAACAUGCAAACAAUAUUAAACUUGAAACAGCGAAAAUAUCCGUUAUUAGGGAACACAGAGUACAACAGAGUCAUUUGUUCGAUUGUGUUAAAAUCCUUGAUUUUGAACCAAAUUAUUAUAAGCGUUUAAUUUCUGAAAUGAUACACAUUUUUUUCGAGACGGAAAAUGAAAUUGCGACGUAUGGUUGCAUUCUUCGUGCGGCUCGCCUAAUUCGCAGGAUGGCGCCACUUGCCCGAAGAGUGUGGCUACUACGUUCUCGUGGUGGCCAAUUACUGGCGUAUUCCGACUGGCGGGAAAUGGAUUUUGAAUGCUUAACGUUAAGUUAGAGUUUUUCUUAAUGCGCGAAUUAUUCUUUAAAUCUGACGGUCUUUGGCUUGGUCGCUGGACCGAAAUAUAUUCUUGGUUCUUGCUGGCUCGGUGCACCAGCUGACGCCGGAAAUGUAGUUGAUUGAGAGGUAUCUGGGUCUUGAAUUACUAAGUAGGCAGGCUUAAGCCUAUCGACAGUAACAUUAAUGCGUUCACCGUUCAUAUCCAAAACAAAGACUUUAUCCGAGAUGCGCUCUAAAACCCUAUGUGGGCCGGUGUACAGUUGAUCUAAGGGGCGUCUGCUACCUUCUACUUUGAGAAAAACAUGGGAACAAUUACAUAAGUCUUUGUGGAAAAACAUUUUAGGUUUAAUAUGAUGCGAGGUCGGUCUAGGUCGCAGUUUUUGCAUAAUUACGCGGAAAUCCUCAACGAAAAUCCGUGGAUUACUCGGCAUUUCCUCCGGAGGAGAAAAAUUAACCUGGGACUUUAAGCGUGGUGCCAUACACUAAUUCCGCUACGGAGGUGCCUAAAUCUUCCUUGAAGCAGGUUCUCAAACCAAGCAAAACCAAUGGUAGUGUGUCGAUCCAUUGAGCUUCGCCAUGGCACAUCAAUGCAGACUUGAGGGAGCGAUGCCAUCGCUCGAUGAUCCCGUUGGACUUCGGGUGAUACGCAGUUGUUCGGCAGCGCUUCGAACCGACAAGUUGGACUAGAGCAUCGAACAAUUGUGCCUCGAAUUGUGAGCCUUGAUCAGUUGUGAUCAGGCGUAGGGAACCGAACCUGGCUACCCAGUGAGUGAAAAGGUUCUUUGCCACCGUAUCUGCAGUGCAGUCCUGCAAAGGAAUGGCUUCGGGCCAACGAGUAAAUUGAUCGACCAUUGUUAACAGAUAUCUGAAACCUUUAGAUGGAGGCAGGGGGCCGACAAUAUCAAUAUGCACAUGUUCAAAACGUGAGUCGGGCACUGGAAUUUUAGUGGGCAAAACGUGGUUGUACCGAUGGAUUUUCAAUUGCUGGCACGCUAAACAUGUACGGGCCCACUUUUUAAUGUUUUAACUUUUGCCAUAGAUGGCCACACAAAUUUUUGCGAAAUUUGUCGAUGCGUUGCUCUGCCGUUUGGAUGCGACAUCUGAUGCACCAUGUCGAACACUUGUCUGCGCAAUGAUGCAGGAAUGUACGGCCUGAUGUCGUCUUCCGAGGUGUCACAAAAGAUGGUGGAUGCUGUCUCCGAUAGAGUAAACUUUUUUAGUUUCAGUGACGUUGCUGCGGAUUGCUUCAACUGUUGCAGUUCUUCGUCUGAAGAUUGAGUUUCUGCAAUUUCCUGCAUGUCAAGGCUGGUUGGCAUCACGAUGGUGUCGACGCGAGAUAAAGCAUCUGCUACGAUGUUCUCGGCGUCUGCGAUGUGGCAAAAGUCAGUCGUAAAUUCUGAGAUGAAAAGCAGCUGGCGAGUUUGCCUGGGAGACAUUUGAUCAGAUUUCCUCUUAAAUGCGAACACGAGGGGCUUGUGGUCUGUUACGAUGUAAAAAUUUUGUCCUUCGAGCAUGAAACAAAAGUGCUUGAUAGCCGAGUAGAUAGCCAACAGCUCUCUAUCAUACGCACUAUACCUAGUUUGCGUGGGUGUGAGUUUCCUCGAGAAGAAACUAAGUGGCUGUAAAAUUCCGUUGCUGCGCUGUUGCAAUACUGCACCGAUCGCUGUAUCUGAGGCGUCGAUUUGCAACGAGAGUGUUGCCUUGCUAUCAGGGAAUGCAAGUGAGGUGGCUUGACAAGGUGCUUUUUAACUUCCCGAAAAGCUUGUCUGAGCUCCGGGGUCCACACUAUUUUUGCGUUAUUGCAACGUUUACGUCCGGAGAUUUCCUUGAGCAAUGGCGCCUGCAUGGUUGCAACGUCUUUGAGAAAUCGGUUGUAAAAGUUGAGCAUGCCCAAGAAGCGUCGAAGUCCUUUAACCGUUGCUGGUUCUUGGAAAUCGGUGAUGACUUGGACCUUUUCAGGAAGGGGUCUGAUGCCUUCCGUGCUGAUUGUGUGUCCCAGGAAGCUGACACUUUUUUGACCAAAAACACAUUUAUUGGGGUUGAUUGUGAUUCCGUACUGUUGGAGUCUGCCGAAGAGUAUUCUCAGGUGCUCUUUGUGCUGUACUUCAUCCUGUGAAGCGAUCAAGAUAUCAUCAAUAUACGUAAAGCAUAAGUCAAGUCCCGCGGUUACCCAAUCCAUGAAUCUUUGAAAGGACUGCGCCGCGUUACGCAGCCCAAAAGUCAUAAACGGAAAUUCAAACAGUCCAAACGGCGUAAUAAUUGCGGUCUUUGGAAUAUCCGAUUUGCGGACUGGUAUUUGUUGGAAUGCGCACACCAAGUCUAGAGUAGAGAAUAUAGUCUUGUCAUGCAGGAAAUGCGUGCUGUCUUGCAAAAAAGGAAUUGAGUAACGAUCUGGCAAGGUUACCUCGUUGAGUUUGCGAUAGACCCCACACGGGCGCCAGUCGCUGUUUUUCUUUUGUACUAGAUGUAGGGGACUAGUCCAAGGACUUUUGGAGGGUCUACAUAAGCCUUGUUGAGUCAUGUAUUCAAAUUCUUGUUUGGCUGCCUUAAGCUUCUCCGGGCACAGUCAUCUAGCUUUGGCUGACACAAGGGAACCCGUUGUCUCGAUAACAUGUUCCACUCCGUGCGCAGUUUCCUUAUGAAUGAUCGACGUCUUCGUUACUUCUGGAAACUUACUUAGAAUCUCUUUAAAUGGACAAUUUUCGGCCAACGUUGUUAUGCGAGGCGUGGCUUGUUUGACCAGCUGAGCGGAGACUUUGAUGAGCGUAUUGCCGUCGAUUAACCGCUUGUGUCGAAUGUCGGGCAAUAAAUUAAAAUGUGCCAGGAAAUCCGAGCCAAUGAUACAGAUGUCCACGUUGGCAAUCACAAAAGGCCAUUGAAAGGUCCAACGGAAUCCCAAGUCGAGUUUGAGUAACUUCUGUCCAAACGUAGGAAUAAUUGUUCUAUUAGCCGCAUAAAGUACAUGAUCGCUCUGAUUCGACCGGUUGCGUUUUGAGACGGGAAGAGUCGAGACGUCCGCCCUGGUGUCUAUCAAAAAUUUAAUGCCGGUGAUACGGUCUCUGACUAUGAUACAGCGAGUUGCCACGGCCAAACUACCUGCCGCCUGAGGCAGUUCGGCUUCUAGUUUUCCUGUGGGGCUGGUUUCCAACCGCACGGCUUCGUGCACCUGUUGGCUUUGCUGCCAAAACGUCGAUGGUACCAGCAGCUAUCGGAUUGGCUCCCUGAACUGGAUCUUGAAUAACUUCCGCGACCAGAACCCUGCGGAGUUCGUGAACGGCUGCGCGAAGCACGAGUCUCUAGCUUUUCCACUCGUUCUAUAAGCGCGGAAAUCUGCGAACAUUGCGGAUCCGUUGGAAGAGUCUGCUUGGAUGUUGCUGCCGUGACCACGUUAAUGCCGGCGGGUAACACAUCUGUUACUCUAUCCGCUAGCUGCGAUAAUUCUUCAAGGUCGUACUUGGUAGCUGUUAAAAUGGCUUGCACCUGCUGCGGUAGUCGUUGUAGCCACAAAGAUUUAAGCACUUCUUUGGAUACACCGGAUUGUGCAAGGUCUCGCAUUCGUCUAAGUAAUUGCGACGGGCGGCGGUCACCCAGAUCGAUCUCAUUUAAUAGUCUACGCAGUUUCUUUUCGGCGCUGUCCGCGAAACUUUUAUCUAACCUGUCCUUAAGCGCAUGAUAUUUGUCCGCCGCGGGAGGAUUAAGCACAAUAUCGCUAACCUCAGCUAAACAAGCUUCGUCGAGGCAUUGUAUCACGUAAUUAUACUUCGUAUCGUCUACUGUUAUAUUCGCGGUAAGGAACUGAGCUUCCAUCUGCACGAACCAUAGGUCCGGCUUCGAUUUUCAAAACGGCGUGGAUCUAAUACUGACUCGCGCGAGCGCGAGAACCUUUAUUAUUUGCACUGUUCUCUUGGUCGCCCGACGAGGGGUCGCCUGAGCCACUAGCCAUGAUUGUUCGUUACACGUACGCGUUGAUUAGGUUGAAAAAUUUUUUUACAGCGUAACGCGCCGUGAUCACGUCGGGGUCACCAAUUGUGACUACUACGUUCUCGUGGUGGCCAAUCACUGGCGUAUUCCGACUGGCGGGAAAUGGAGAGUUAUAAUGAAUGUUUAAGCAGCUAGGCUUUAAAUAAAAUAGUUUUGCUUUAUUAAAAUCACCAAGACAAUUAAACCCACGAGUACGUGGACGUGAUCGCGUGCUUACAGCUCGAGCCUCAAUGGCUAUGAUUCGAGGUUAGCUCUCGGGAACUUAUAGGCCUACUGUACAAGAGUAGUAGAGUCUACGCGAAUAUGGGUACAGCUAUCUGAGCUAACAUCACAAAUGAUCCCGGAGGAUUGAUUAGAAGAAGAUUAAUCUUACCAAAUAAAACUUAGGAAAUAAUACGCUAUCGCUUGCGAACGUUCGCAUUAGAUACGCCAUGCACGGAGAGAGGGAGAGCGAAAAAGCGAGAGAGAGGGAGCGCACAAAAACGGAACAAACCAGCGCCGCCACUAGCGCUCGUAACGCCACAAGAAAUCUUCUCGCGAAAUCGAUAAAUUACUCCAUAUAUCACCGCGGCGCUAAAGAUAUCCGGAAAGGGAGCACUCGCGGUUUCCGUUUUCUGCACGGAUUUGGCGACGCGAGUUCAUUUUCGGCUUCUUCUUCUUCUUCCAACCGUCGGAGCAACACCACGCAGCCUGGCCGUGUGCAAGCUUUCCGAUAACUCGUCGACUUUCUAAAAUCAUGGUCGCAAAACCAUACUUACGCGAGUAACAGUUUUAGUGAUCUGGUCAAUCGACAGUGCGAGAUUGCAAGUGAAGAAGAAGCCGGAGCAAACUCUCGUGUGCUCUAAACCGGCUCGCGUCCGCCUUUGUUUGAAAGCGCCAUGCGCCGAUAUCAUCAAGUGACAACGCGACUGUGAACGCGCUCGAGUCGCUGUCGCUCUGAAGAUUCUCCGGUUGACGAGAAUUGAACAGUAGUGACUUUCAUAAACACGCCCUCCGCGAUUUCACGCGUGGUAGGAGUUUUGCAUAAGAUCUCCGGUGGCAAAAUCUCUUGGCGCGCGCCAUUGCGAUCUACGGUGGCGAGAUUUCUUUGGUCACGCCAUUACCACGUGGUGCGGAACUGUAUCGAAUUUAAAGAUCAUACCACUCUGGUUAUCAUUUGUUGUAAUUGUGAAUAUAUUUUGACUGUCUGACACUCGAGAA